GGUCUCGGGCCCCCAGGCGGAGCGGCGGGCGCCGGACCCCCAGGCGGGCGACAGGUCUCGGGCCCCCAGGCGGGGCGGCGGGCGCCGGACCCCCAGGCGGAGCGACAGGUCUCGGGCCCCCAGGCGGAGCGGCGGGCGCCGGACCCCCAGGCGGAGCGACAGGUCUCGGGACCCCAGGCGGAGCGACAGGACACCGGGUCACCAGGCACGACAGUGGGCUUUGAGUCAACUGGCAUGACCGCUGGCACUGGGUCAGACAAUGGAUCGUCUGGCUGGACAGCGGGCAUCGGGUCACCAGGCAUCAGGUCAUUUGGCUCGACAGCGGGCACCGCGUCAUCUGGCAAGGCAGUGGGCUCCGAGUCAACUGGCAUGACCGCGGGCACUGCGUCAGACAUUGGAUCGUCUGGCUGGACAGCGGGCAUCGGGUCACCAGGCAUCAGGUCAUUUGGCUCA
This is a messenger RNA of Staurois parvus, 453 nucleotides long. The record is from the annotation of a GenBank genome assembly. Lineage: Eukaryota; Metazoa; Chordata; Amphibia; Anura; Ranidae.